Molecule: messenger RNA, 4777 nt
Organism: Heterocephalus glaber (naked mole-rat)
Lineage: Eukaryota; Metazoa; Chordata; Mammalia; Rodentia; Bathyergidae
Gene: Map3k3
Product: mitogen-activated protein kinase kinase kinase 3
Biological process (GO): protein phosphorylation
Molecular function (GO): protein binding; protein kinase activity; ATP binding
Source: RefSeq, a predicted model, not a curated record
UUUUCGGAGCGUUCUUGAGGUGGAGAACAGUGGCCGGACCGAGAGACUGCGGAGUAGGGGACUGGCGGGCGGGCAGAGCGGCGCCUCCGAGGCCGGGCUAGGCCUAGCCCGGGAGUGCCCGGGAUGUAGCGGCCCACCCUGCCCAUGCCACAGCGCCCGGCCGCGGGUGGAGCCGGAGCCGGAGCCUGGGGAGGCGGCAGGGGCCCGGAGCGCAGCCCGCGGCCCCCGCGCGGAGCCAGGUCCGCCGCCGUCCCUGCCGCCCGGGCCCCCGGCAUGCAGCCCCGGCUGCGAAGGUGACACUUCUGGGCCCGAGACGCUGUCGUCGCCACCAUGGAUGAGCAGGAGGCAUUGGACUCGAUCAUGAAGGAUCUGGUGGCUCUCCAGAUGAGUCGACGUCCCCGGGUGUCUGGAUAUGAGACCAUGAAGAACAAGGACACGAGUCACCCAAAUAAGCAGAAAAAACACAGCAGCAGCAGCUCAGCCCUUCUGAACAGCCCCACAAUAACAACAAGCUCAUGUGCAGGGGCCAGUGAAAAAAAGAAAUUUUUGAGUGACGUCAGAAUCAAGUUUGAGCACAAUGGGGAGAGACGAAUUAUAGCAUUCAGCCGGCCUGUGAGAUAUGAAGAUGUGGAGCACAAGGUGGCAACAGUAUUUGGGCAACCUCUUGAUCUACAUUACAUGAACAAUGAGCUCUCCAUCCUGCUGAAAAACCAAGAUGAUCUCGAUAAAGCAAUUGACAUUUUGGAUAGAAGCUCAAGCAUGAAAAGCCUUAGGAUAUUGCUGCUGUCCCAGGACAGAAACCAUACCAGUUCCUCUCCCCACUCUGGGGUGUCCAGGCAAGUGCGGAUCAAGGCUUCCCAGUCCGCGGGGGAUAUAAAUACCAUCUACCAGGCCCCCGAGCCUAGAAGCAGGCACCUCUCUGUCAGUUCCCAGAACCCUGGCCGAAGCUCGCCUCCCCCUGGCUAUGUGCCUGAGCGGCAGCAGCACAUUGCCCGGCAGGGAUCCUACACCAGCAUCAACAGUGAGGGGGAAUUCAUCCCAGAGACCAGCGAGCAGUGCAUGCUGGAUCCCCUGAGCAGUGCUGAAAAUUCCUUGUCGGGAAGCUGCCAGUCCUUGGACAGGUCAGCAGACAGUCCAUCCUUCCGGAAAUCACGAAUGUCCCGAGCCCAGAGCUUCCCAGACAAUAGACAGGAAUACUCAGAUCGAGAAACCCAGCUCUAUGACAAAGGGGUGAAAGGUGGAACCUAUCCCCGGCGCUACCACGUGUCUGUGCACCAUAAGGACUACAAUGAUGGCAGAAGAACAUUCCCCCGAAUACGACGUCAUCAAGGCAACCUGUUCACUCUGGUUCCCUCUAGCCGCUCCCUAAGCACAAAUGGCGAGAACAUGGGUCUGGCUGUUCAAUACCUGGACCCCCGUGGGCGCCUGCGGAGUGCAGACAGCGAGAACACUCUUUCUGUUCAGGAGAGGAGUGUGCCAACCAAGUCUCCUAGUGCCCCCAUCAAUUGGCGCCGGGGGAAACUCCUGGGCCAGGGUGCCUUCGGCAGGGUCUAUUUGUGCUAUGAUGUGGACACAGGACGUGAACUUGCUUCCAAGCAGGUCCAGUUUGACCCAGACAGUCCUGAGACAAGCAAGGAGGUGAGUGCUCUGGAGUGUGAGAUCCAGCUGCUGAAGAACCUGCAACACGAGCGCAUAGUGCAGUACUACGGCUGCCUGAGGGACCGUGCCGAGAAGACUCUGACCAUCUUCAUGGAGUACAUGCCAGGGGGCUCAGUGAAAGACCAGUUGAAGGCCUACGGAGCUCUGACGGAGAGUGUGACCCGCAAGUACACGCGGCAGAUCCUGGAGGGGAUGUCUUACCUGCACAGCAACAUGAUUGUUCACCGGGACAUCAAGGGAGCCAACAUCCUCCGAGACUCUGCUGGGAAUGUGAAGCUAGGGGACUUUGGAGCCAGCAAACGCCUGCAGACCAUCUGCAUGUCAGGAACAGGCAUGCGCUCAGUCACCGGCACACCCUACUGGAUGAGCCCCGAGGUGAUCAGCGGCGAGGGCUAUGGAAGGAAGGCAGAUGUGUGGAGCCUGGGCUGCACUGUGGUGGAGAUGCUGACAGAGAAACCGCCAUGGGCAGAGUAUGAAGCAAUGGCCGCCAUUUUCAAGAUUGCCACCCAGCCCACCAACCCUCAGCUGCCUUCCCACAUCUCUGAACAUGGCCGGGACUUCCUGAGACGCAUUUUUGUGGAGGCUCAUCAGAGACCUUCAGCUGAGGAGCUGCUCACACACCACUUUGCACAGCUCGUGUACUGAGCUCUCAAGGCCGUGCUGCUGCUGGCCACCCUGCUGCAUGGGCAAGGGGCUGCUGCAGGGCUCGACAAAGUUGCUGCUUCUCCCAGGCAAGGGUGUGGACCAUGGAGCUGCAGUCCAGCCAGCAUUUGUCUGUGCUCUUUCUGCCCCUGGAGCUCAGAGCCAGAUGGGAUACCUGCAACCUCAAGGACUGGGAGACCCCAGCCUGCCAGACCGAAGAGCUCCAGCAUCCUAAGUUCAGUGUGGGGAGGAAGGGCUGGAACAGUGUGCGCUGCGGCUGUGGGCCCCACCCUUGGGAUGUCCUGACACUGCAGUCCAUGCUGAGGCCCAGAGCGCCUGGGGCCCAGGACUGACACAAGGGUUUGAAUAGUGUUAUUUUCAUUCAGAGUGUUAUUGUUUCUCCUCCCAGUGUCUGGAGACCACCAGAGUGUCUGUGGACUAGAGCCCACCCAAGCCUAAGGUAAAGCCCGGCAUCCCUCAACCAGUGGAAGGCAGAGGCCUGGGCCACCCUCUUCUAUAGAGCCCCAGGUCAGCUUUGCCAGUCCUUGUUCUUUACCAAAGAUGAAGCAAAUGUUAUGCUGCCUUAUUCAGGGAAGGAGGAGCCUGUCCUGCCUGCCCCCAUGACCCUGCACCCUCAAGCAGGUGCCUGAGAUGUGGAACUGCCCCCACUGAGUGGGGAGACCCAGCUUUGUCAAUGCAGUUGUCUCUGUUUUACAAGUUGGAGUCACUCUUAUGCUGUACCCAGUUUCUAAACUGGAGACUUGUGUGCCCGCUGGGCUCUGAAUAUCCGUGUGGGCUUGGGCCUUGGGUUUCAUUGGAAAGAGCUAUUGCGGUAGCUGGUGUGCUCCUGGCCUAAUAUCCAUUCCCCUGCUGGAGCAGAGAAGGUAGACAACUCAAGGGUAUCUGGAUAGCUGGGUGCCCUGAGCCUGACUGGGCCAUUCAGGAGAGCCCCGGCAGUUGUCUUAGACUGUGAGUCAUGACCCUGCCAGGCCAGAGCCCAUAAGCUGCCACCAACUGUGUCCAAAACCACCAGCUCUCUUCUUCCUUAGCCCACCUUGCCCAUUCCAGUGAGGUCUCAGCCUCUUUCCCGUCUUGCUCCUCCUAUGUGGGAGGAAUGGCAACAGUGGUUGUGGAAACAGUAUCUCCAAGCAGCUUAGAGUUGGCCAUAUUUACCUCAGCCUGGGUGCUGGUCCUUUCUUCCGGCCCCUCCCCUCCAAAAUGUGCCUAUCGCUUGAGCUCCUCCCUUCCCAAUGCCCAAUUUUCCUUGGGAGUUGUCAUUAAAGGGGGUAAAAAGCCAGUGCCCAGGGGUGGGCAUCUCCAGGGAGCUGGGGAUUAGUGCCAGGCAGCUCAUUGCCAGCCAUGCCCACUUCCCCACGGGCACAGAAUAAGCCAAAGCCUUCGUUGUAUGUUGACGAUGCACUUUUAUGAAUGUAGUUUCUAUCGCUGUUUUUAGCCUUUUCACAUCAUGUAAUGUGAGGCCUUGUACUUGUUAAUUUAUAUCUCAGAUCAUAUUGGAUGGUUUUUAUAUAUAUCAAUUAUAGACUGUUACAGGUGAUGGACGCCUCAAGAGAGAAGAGAAAAUGAAAGCAGCUGGUUUUGCAGAAAUGUGUGCUGCAUGGUGGCAAUCAGGCCUGGGUCCCUUUAUUCCAUCCCUUUUCUGCAGGGGCUUCUGUCAGGCCACCUUCCACUGGCAACUGCCCUCUAAGGCCAGUGAACACAAGCUCCUGUCUCCACCCUGGCCCUUGCCCAGGGUGGGGACCGGCCAGCCCAUCAUCUCAACCAAAGCUGCCAAGCAGCAGCUCAGCCUCUCUAUGACCCCAUCCUAAUCGCUGUAGCACUCCCUGGCCCAUACCGUCCCUAGUGCCCCCCCCAUCUCCCAUGUGGGAACAGCGUGGUGUCACUGACAAGAUGAGAGGACUGUCCCAGGUUCAGGCUCUCACAGAGCCCCACCCCCAGGGUCUUACCUCACAGGGAAUGUUUUAAAAAUAAAUUUAAAAACAAGCCAACAAUUCCUGAACUCCAAUAAAACCAAAAAUGACCCUGAUUUUGUGCCAAAAACUGUGGACAUGCUGGCUCAGCAUCCUCAGGACCAAGCUGUCACUUUUAAUUUAUUGUUUUUUUACUAACUAAUCCAGAUAAAAAGUUGUGGGGCCCUAGGAUGGCCUGGGCCCAAAGGUUCUUAAAAGGCAGUUUGCUAGCUGUCCCAGGCUUGAUGUAGGAAGGGGUUACGCCACCAUCUUCUCAUCCUCCCAUGGGGUGUGUCUGCCCUGGCCAACCCCACCCCGGAAGGGCCAGGGCUUGGUCAGUGCACACGCUGCCACCCUCCUGCCCCUCAAGCUCUGUGUCUGUAUCUGAAUUGUGGAUUGUGCAGAAGAACCUGCAGCCAUAGUUAUUUGACUAUAUCUUGACUGAGGGCUUGCAGUGCAAAGCCAGGCCAGUGUCACGCAUUACUUUCAAUAAAAGGGAUCAUUUAUAC